AUGGAAUGCACUGUGACUCCCUUGAAGGAAGAACGCCACUCAGCAUUUUACAUCGAUAGGAUUCUGGAUUUGGAUCAGGAAAACCCUGGGAAGAGUCCGAAACUACACCGACCCUGGACAGAAUUUGAAGCAGAGAGGGGGGACAGAGAGAAAGGUUUCUGCUGCAAGCAAAAUAUUUCUUAUCAAGCUCCGCUGCAGAACCGAACUGGACCCAAACUAAGCUGGUAUACUGGACGACGGCCACGCACAGCCUUCAGCAGCAGCCAGGUGAAUGCUCUGGAGACGGUGUUCCGAGUCGACUGCUAUCCAGGGAUCCAGCUGAGGGAGCAGCUGGUGGGGAGGCUGGACCUGGACGAGGACCGAAUCCAGAUCUGGUUCCAGAACAGACGAGCAAAACUGAGGCGUUCACUCAGAGAGACCCGUCUGCAGCUGGUUCAGACGGCCAUGGUGGAGCUGAAAAUGAGGCCGGAGACUGGAGACCGCCAAGAGGAGCCGUCACGUCACCUUCCUCCUCACUGUGAUGCAGAGGAUGAGUGA
Messenger RNA from Gambusia affinis (western mosquitofish), 537 nucleotides. RefSeq names its product homeobox protein ANF-1-like. Bases 1 to 537 code for a protein of 178 amino acids. Gene Ontology annotation, cellular component: nucleus. Gene Ontology annotation, biological process: forebrain development; regulation of transcription by RNA polymerase II; pituitary gland development. The record is from RefSeq and is a predicted model, not a curated record. Gene Ontology annotation, molecular function: DNA-binding transcription repressor activity, RNA polymerase II-specific; RNA polymerase II cis-regulatory region sequence-specific DNA binding. NCBI's taxonomy places the organism in Eukaryota, Metazoa, Chordata, Actinopteri, Cyprinodontiformes, Poeciliidae. The transcript is spliced from 4 exons.